Pieris rapae (cabbage white) is the source of this 5360-nucleotide messenger RNA. RefSeq names its product collagen alpha-1(III) chain-like. The coding region runs from base 26 to 5227 and encodes 1733 amino acids. The transcript is spliced from 12 exons. The record is from RefSeq and is a predicted model, not a curated record. Lineage: Eukaryota; Metazoa; Arthropoda; Insecta; Lepidoptera; Pieridae.
CAUCGGCCAAAAAGCAGGCCAAAACAUGAUGGAGAAGCGGCUUAAAUUUAUUUUUAUUUAUUUAUUAGUUUUACCAGUGGGAUUAUUCGCUGAAAGUAAUGCGCCCAGUGAACAAGCAAAUGCUGCCGCAAGUGCUACCACCACUGGCGCGGGAAGUGCUACAGUACAAGCUGUUGCAGCAGUGUCAACGAGUGCAAACGCGGCUGGCAGCGCUGGAGGUUCUGCAAGUGCAAACGGCGCCGCCAGCGAAAGUCCAUCAAAUAAGUCUGAACCAGCUUUAGGUUCUAAAAACUCCAAUGAUGAUUACUAUUAUGAUGACUCAUUAGAACCCUCCUCUUCUGGGGCGCAAGCUUUUGUCUCUGUUCAAUCAUCUGGAAAUGCCCAAUCUUCUGCUUCUGCAACAGCGCAAGCGAAUGCAACAACCAAUAGGAGAAAAAGAAAAAGAAAGCCUCAGUCAACUCCUGGAUCCCAGAAUACAUCGUCAAAUGCACCUAAUAGCACCAUAGCAGAAAAUAAUAGUACGAAAUCAAAUAACACUAAGCCCUCUAAUGAACAGAAAAAUAAUAGUACUGCUAUAAAUAAAAAACCAAAAAAUGGAACCAAACCAGAAGGUAAAAUAUCUGGUCAAACAAAUAAAACAGAAAGUAAUAAAACACCGUCUAAUACCAAAAAUGAAUCUAACGCAAAGGAUAAUUCUCAGAAAUCAUCAAAACCUGAGCAUGAUAAUCAAUCGAAAGAAAACAGUAUUGAAAAAACGGCUAUAAAUGACAAAUCUGGAGAAAUCAACAGUAAAGAAAACCGAAAUUCGGAAGGAUCAAAAGAAAACAAAGAAAAAAAUAAUAGCAAUGAACCUGAAGAAAAAACAAAAAAUAAAGAAGAUAAUACUAAAGGCAAAAAUGAUUCAGGAGAAAAUCCACAGAAACAAAACAAAAAUAAAUCAGGCGAAGCUAAUAAGCAACAUAAGGGCCACAGUUCUAAAAUGGAAAGACAUAAAAAAGGACAUAAAAAAAGACAAUCUGACGAUUCUGAUGAAGAUAAUCGAAAUGAUAAAAUGCAUAAACAUCCAAAAAAACAUCAACGACACAGGACACCUAAAAAACCUGAGUCUUCCUCGGAACAAAGUGAAAGCCAAUCAUCCUCAAGUGAAGAGAAUAAUAGUGGAAUGAAAGAAAAUAAACACAAAAAAAGUUCUGCUUCGAAAAUUCAUAGUAGGCAAAAUAGAUCAAGUAGGUCAGUUAAUGAUGAACCAUGUGAAGAUAAAAUUAUAGAUGACUUCCGUCAAUUUGAAAAGGUGAAAAAUAGUGAAAACCCUAAAGAAAAAAAAGAGGAACCAUGUGAAGAACAUGUUUUAAACGAGCUGGAAUCAUUAUCAAAUAAAACGCCUAGCAAGCAUGAAAAAUCCAAGCCAGAAAAAGAUGGAUCUGGAAAACCAAGGAAAGGAAACUCACCAAGCGGAGAAAACAGUUCUUCUGAAGAACCUGAGGGCUCAAAUGAAUCAGGUUCACCUAGCAAGCCUGGCAAGCCUGGAAAAUCGAAGCCCGGUAAGCAUGGAUCUGGAAAGCCAGGUAAAGGAAAUUCACCAAGCGGAGAAAACAGUUCUUCUGAAGAACCUGAAGGCUCAAAUGAAUCAGGUUCGCCUAGCAAGCCUGGCAAGGCUGGAAAAUCGAAGCCCGGUAAGCAUGGAUCUGGAAAGCCAGGUAAAGAAAAUUCACCAAGCGGAGAAAACAGUUCUGAAGAAUCUGAGGGCUCAAAUGAAUCAGAUUCGCCUAGCAAGCCUGGCAAGCCUGGAAAAUCGAAGCCGGGUAAGCAUGGAUCUGGAAAGCCAGGUAAAGGAAACUCACCAAGCGGAGAAAACAGUUCUGAAGACUCUGAGGGCUCAAAUGAAUCAGGUUCGCCUAGCAAGCCUGGCAAGCCUGGAAAGUCGAAGCCGGGUAAGCAUGGAUCUGGAAAGCCAGGUAAAGGAAACUCACCAAGCGGAGAAAACAGUUCUGAAGACUCUGAGGGCUCAAAUGAAUCAGGUUCGCCUAGCAAGCCUGGCAAGCCUGGAAAAUCAAAGCCAGGAAAACAUGGAUCUGGAAAGCCAGGCAAAGGAAACUCACCAAGCGGAGAAAACAGUUCUUCUGAAGAACCUGAGGGCUCAAAUGAAUCAGGAUCACCAAGCAAGCCUGGCAAGCCUGGAAAAUCGAAGCCGGGUAAGCAUGGAUCUGGAAAGCCAGGCAAAGGAAACUCACCAAGUGGAGAAAAUAGUUCUGAAGAACCUGAAGGCUCAAAUGAAUCAGGUUCACCUAGCAAGCCUGGCAAGCCUGGAAAAUCGAAGCCCGGUAAGCAUGGAUCUGGAAAGCCAGGUAAAGGAAAUUCACCAAGCGGAGAAAACAGUUCUGAAGACUCUGAGGGCUCAAAUGAAUCAGGUUCGCCUAGCAAGCCUGGCAAGCCUGGUAAAUCAAAGCCAGGAAAACAUGGAUCUGGAAAGCCAGGCAAAGGAAACUCACCAAGCGGAGAAAACAGUUCUUCUGAAGAACCUGAGGGCUCAAAUGAAUCAGGAUCACCAAGCAAGCCUGGCAAGCCUGGAAAAUCGAAGCCGGGUAAGCAUGGAUCUGGAAAGCCAGGCAAAGGAAACUCACCAAGUGGAGAAAAUAGUUCUGAAGAACCUGAAGGCUCAAAUGAAUCAGGUUCACCUAGCAAGCCUGGCAAGCCUGGAAAAUCGAAGCCCGGUAAGCAUGGAUCUGGAAAGCCAGGUAAAGGAAAUUCACCAAGCGGAGAAAACAGUUCUGAAGACUCUGAGGGCUCAAAUGAAUCAGGUUUGCCUAGCAAGCCUGGCAAGUCUGGAAAAUCGAAGCCGGGUAAGCAUGGAUCUGGAAAGCCAGGCAAAGGAAACUCACCAAGUGGAGAAAAUAGUUCUGAAGAACCUGAAGGCUCAAAUGAAUCAGGUUCACCUAGCAAGCCUGGCAAGCCUGGAAAUUCGAAGCCCGGUAAGCAUGGAUCUGGAAAGCCAGGUAAAGGAAAUUCACCAAGCGGAGAAAACAGUUCUGAAGACUCUGAGGGCUCAAAUGAAUCAGGUUCGCCUAGCAAGUCUGGAAAAUCGAAGCCGGGUAAGCAUGGAUCUGGAAAGCCAGGUAAAGGAAACUCACCAAGCGGAGAAAACAGUUCUGAAGAACCUGAAGGAUCAAAUGAAUCAGGUUCACCAACCAAGCCUGGCAAGCCUGGUAAAUCAAAGCCAGGACAACAUGGAUCUGGAAAGCCAGGCAAAGGAAACUCACCAAGCGGAGAAAACAGUUCUUCUGAAGAACCUGAGGGCUCAAGUGAAUCAGGUUCGCAUAGCAAGCCCGGCAAGCCUGGAAAAUCGAAGCCGGGUAAGCAUGGAUCUGGAAAGCCAGGUAAAGGAAACUCACCAAGCGGAGAAAACAGUUCUGAAGACUCUGAGGGCUCAAAUGAAUCAGGUUUGCCUAGCAAGCCUGGCAAGUCUGGAAAAUCGAAGCCGGGUAAGCAUGGAUCUGGAAAGCCAGGCAAAGGAAACUCACCAAGUGGAGAAAAUAGUUCUGAAGAACCUGAAGGCUCAAAUGAAUCAGGUUCACCUAGCAAGCCUGGCAAGCCUGGAAAAUCGAAGCCCGGUAAGCAUGGAUCUGGAAAGCCAGGUAAAGGAAAUUCACCUAGCGGAGAAAACAGUUCUGAAGACUCUGAGGACUCAAAUGAAUCAGGUUCGCCUAGCAAGCCUGGCAAGCCUGGAAAAUCGAAGCCGGGUAAGCAUGGAUCUGGAAAGCCAGGCAAAGGAAACUCACCAAGCGGAGAAAACAGUUCUUCUGAAGAACCUGAGGGCUCAAAUGAAUCAGGUUCACCAAGCAAGCCUGGCAAGCCUGGAAAAUCGAAGCCCGGUAAGCAUGGAUCUGGAAAGCCAGGUAAAGGAAAUUCACCAAGCGGAGAAAACAGUUCUGAAGACUCUGAGGGCUCAAAUGAAUCAGGUUCGCCUAGCAAGCCUGGCAAGCCUGGUAAAUCAAAGCCAGGAAAACAUGGAUCUGGAAAGCCAGGCAAAGGAAACUCACCAAGCGGAGAAAACAGUUCUUCUGAAGAACCUGAGGGCUCAAAUGAAUCAGGAUCACCAAGCAAGCCUGGCAAGCCUGGAAAAUCGAAGCCGGGUAAGCAUGGAUCUGGAAAGCCAGGCAAAGGAAACUCGCCAAACGGAGAAAACAGUUCUGAAGAACCUGAAGGAUCAAAUGAAUCAGGUUCACCUAGCAAGCCUGGCAAGCCUGGUAAAUCAAAGCCAGGUAAACAUGGAUCUGGGAAGCCUGGCAAAGGAAACUUACCAAGCGGAGAAAACAGUUCUGAAUCUAGUGAAUCCUCAACAAGUAGUUCCGAAGAUUCAAAUAGUUCGGAAAUAUCCAGGAAUAAAACACCAGGUAAAAAAGCGUCCUCCAGCGAAGAUAGUUCGUCUUCAUCUUCAUCAUCUGAUACUGAUGAAUCUGAUGAACCUUCAAUUCCUACCAAAAAUAAUCCUAGCCGAGGCAACAUCGCUUCCGCUGAAAAAUAUUAUAGAAACAUUAAAAAUAUUAUAGAAUUGUACCUUAGAAAUGGAUUGGAAAAUGGUAAAAAUGCAAAUAAAGGAGAUGUAGAUAAGUUAAUUAAUCUUUAUAUUCGAGCAAUACAAGCAAACCAUAAUAGGGCAACUAAAGAGGACAUACAGAAUAUCAUACAGUUGUACGUUCAUGGCGUUAAAGGGAGCGGGGGUAAAAUCAAUAUCACCGAGUUGAAUAAUUAUCUGAAUAAACUUAAUUUACCCGAAGGCUCUCCCUUGUUAUUGAAGAAAUAUUAUAAAUAUAUUUUAGACCUUGAAAAAAACGGCAAACUGAAAAAACCAAUCUCGACAGAAAAACCAAAACGUUCCAAUUCACCUUCACUGCUUAGCAGUAUUUUAGACAUAUUUGAUCACAAUGCACAACAACCAAAUAACAAGGGAUUACCUGUGAAUAUUACAAGACCUGCGUCAAACCAUACAAGCAUACCUCUACCAAAAUCCGGUAAUAUAAAGAACUAUCCUAAGAACAUCGAACAGAUGUUACAAACGUGUAAUACACUUUUAAGACAACAGCAACAUUCUUCGAUCAAACGUAGAAGAUACCUAAUUAUGCCCCAACUAGAAAUAUCAGGUAAAGAAAAUUCCCGAACAAGGAGAUUGAAUUCUUCGGGAAUGCGCCUAUGCCCUUGCCCCGUUAAUAAUAAGAAAAUAAAGGUAUAGAUAACGAAAAUGAUACAUAUUGUGUGAUACAGACCUUGGCAACGUACACCGGGAACAUAUGAAUUGCUAUUUUUAUAUUGUAUUUAUUAAAGGUUGUUUAUAACAUUAAAUAUAUUGAGCAUCCAAAAAUCCA